Colletotrichum karsti is the source of this 1503-nucleotide messenger RNA. RefSeq lists its product as uncharacterized. Gene Ontology annotation, molecular function: transmembrane transporter activity. Gene Ontology annotation, biological process: transmembrane transport. Lineage: Eukaryota; Fungi; Ascomycota; Sordariomycetes; Glomerellales; Glomerellaceae. The coding region runs from base 1 to 1503 and encodes 500 amino acids. The transcript has 4 exons. The record is from RefSeq and is a predicted model, not a curated record. Gene Ontology annotation, cellular component: membrane.
AUGACAACUUGGGUAUGCGAAGACAUGGAAACUCAUGAAAAGAACGACAUCGAAACACGGUCCUCCCCUCGGGAUAGCCAACCGGAGACCAUAGUCGGUGAAGUCAAAGAUGUCUCGAACGCCGAUGCCGCUCUUGACUUCCUACGGCGUUGCGGUGAGGUAAAGCUUAUGACGGCGGCGGAUGAACGGAGCUUAAAGCGAAAGAUCGACUGGAGAAUCGUACCUCUCAUGUUCGGAUGCUACAUUUUACAAUACCUUGACAAGACUUUGAUCAACUACGCGAAUGUCAUGGGCUUGCAAGAGGACACAAGCAUCACCGGAGACCAGUACUCCCAGCUUGCCAUGAUCUUCUACGUCAGUUAUUUGGCUUUUGAGUUCCCCCAUGCCUGGGGAAUGCAGAGAUUUCCCACAGCAAAAUACAUCGGCGUCAUGGUUUGCCUCUGGGGAACCGUACUUGCCGUCACAUCAGCUUGCCACAACUGGGCCGGCCUCGUCGUGACCAGGGUUCUGCUGGGGGUAUUCGAAAGCGCCGUUGCACCUUCGUUGAUUGUCAUUACGACCAUGUGGUACAAACGUCAGGAACAACCGCCCCGGAUGGGGAUUUGGUAUCUCGGAACAGGCGGCGGCGUUAUCGUUGGCUCUCUCAUCUCCUUUGGCUUCCAACAUUAUGGCGGUUCCGGGUUCACAUCUUGGCAGAUCAUGUUUCUCAUCUGUGGUCUGGUGACUGUCGCCGUCGGCAUCACGGUGAUCGUUGUUCUUCCGGACAACCCCAUGAGCGCCAAGUUUCUGUCUGCCGAAGAAAAGGUUUGGGCUAUCGAGAGGCUGCGUGCCAACCAAACAGGAGUCGAGAACAAGCACUUCAAAUGGCCACAAUUCAUUGAGUGUUUCACCGACCCACAAACGUACCUGCUGGCACUCAUCACAAUCAGCUCCAACGUUCCAAACGGCGCGGUCUCUUCGUUUCAAGCAACCAUCAUCAAGGGAUUCGGAUACACAUCGAAAGAGACAGCGUUGUUGUCGAUUCCCUCGGGCGCUCGUGCCAUUAACAUUAUAUGCCUUCUGAUUCCCGGGGUCAUUGGUGCCGCGCUUAUGGCUUUCUUACCGGACGACAAUAAGGCAGGCAAACUUAUCGGCAACUACAUGACGAACUGCAUCGGCGCAUCUUUACCGCUGCUGUACUCUCUAGUCGGAGCAAACUACGCAGGACAUACCAAAAAGGUGACUAUGAACGCCACUCUUCUGAUCUGCUUCUGUUUGGGAAAUAUCAUCGGGCCAUUGACUUUCACGGCAGAGUCUGCGCCUGACUAUAUUCCUGCAAAAACUGCGAUCAUUGUCACUUGUGGCCUUGCAAUGAUCUUCACUCUUAUCCUGCGGUUUUACUACAUUUGGGAAAAUAAGCGUCGCGACAGGCUUGUCCAAACUGGAGAACUCGGACAUCUGCAGGAUGUUGAGUUUAGCGACAUGACAGACCGAGUGAACAAAGAGUUUAGAUACACGCUGUAG